Messenger RNA from Sclerotinia sclerotiorum 1980 UF-70, 4068 nucleotides. RefSeq lists its product as hypothetical. Gene Ontology annotation, cellular component: nucleus. Gene Ontology annotation, biological process: SCF complex assembly; protein ubiquitination. The record is from RefSeq and is a predicted model, not a curated record. The coding region runs from base 1 to 4068 and encodes 1355 amino acids. Lineage: Eukaryota; Fungi; Ascomycota; Leotiomycetes; Helotiales; Sclerotiniaceae. The transcript has 4 exons.
AUGGCUUCUAACUCGAUAACAACAAAUCCGACCUCACAAACCGUCGCAUCUUUACUUCCAAAGCUUCAUGAUGCGGACCCUGAUUAUAGAUUCAUGUCACUGAAUGAUCUUUUCCAAGUCUUGACGAUUGGAAAGGCGGAUCUCCUUCACAAUGACUAUAGUACAGCUGCAAAGACGGUAGAUGGCAUUAUCAGAACCCUGGAUGAUCAAAAUGGGGAGGUACAAAAUUUGGCCAUUAAAUGUCUUGGACCGCUCGUCACAAAGUUACCGAGCAACAUAAUUGCUCCGCUAAUAGAGAGACUUUCGACAUUGACAACUGAAAAUUCCGUUGACAACUCAAUACCUGCAAUGGCUCUACGAACAGUGGUCAUCACUCUCCCAAGGCCCGUCAGUGGUGUUGCGCCGUCCAAAGAAGUCCUCGAAGCAUAUUCGGCGAUUAGCAGAGUUUUGAUACCAAGACUAGUAGGUCGUAUAGUCACUUCAACAUCUACCAGGGGCCAAAAUCUUCCCAAUCCUCCACCAGGAAUGCUCGACCCUUCCACAAACUCAGAAAUCGACUCUGACGCUGUUGAUGUUUUGAUUGAAGUCGCAAGAUGCUUCGGCCCUCUUCUACAACAUGCAGAAGUUGAAGCACUUCAAAACUUGGUCGUCAAUAUCUUAGAAACCGAAAAGGCUAGUUCUGUUGUCAAAAAGCGGGCUGUAGUCGCUGUGUCUCUACUAGCUAUGCACUUGACGGAUUCCGACCUCAGUGGCUUUGUAUCUCACAUCAUCGAGUCUCUUCGUAACCCACACUUGACCCCGGUACAAAGACGUCUGUACAUUACCAUUCUAGGAUCAAUGGCAAGAUCAAUACCCGCUAGGUUCGGUCCUUAUUUGAAGACCCUUGCACCCUUUGUACUUUCUGCAUUGAGCGAACAAGAACUACAGGAUCAGCUUGAAAAUGCCGCCGAGGAUGGCGAAAGUAAUCCUGAAAUAGAUGAUGUGAGGGAAUCUGCACUCGUUGCACUGGACGGCUUUCUGGCUUCUUGUGGUACGGAAAUGCGAAUUCACACAGAGGAAACAAUUGCGGCAGCUCUUAGAUUCUUAAAGUAUGAUCCGAAUUAUAACGACGAUGAUGACGAGGAAAUGGGAGGAACUGAAGCCGAUGAAGACGAUAUGGGUGAUUUCGACGACGAUGAUGAUUUUGAGGCAGACAAUGGAUUUGAUGAUGACGAUGAUGAUGCAAGCUGGAAAGUUCGAAGAUGUGCUGCAAAAACUCUCUACACAUUGAUCUCAACUAGAGGCAGUGGUGAUCUACUUGAAGAUGGAACUCUAUAUGCUCAAGUUGCUCCAACCCUUAUUCAGAGGUUCAAUGAACGUGAAGAGAAUGUUCGACUUGAAGUUAUUGCUACCAUGGCAUCUCUUAUUGGGAGAACUGGGGAAGGCGUGGUAGUCGAAUUUUCGCCGGAUGAGUCGUUGGCUUAUGCAAAUCAAGCACCCCAGAGUCGAAAACGCAGAAGAGAGAGUGGUGGUUCGGCUACUUUUGAUACUAAAUCGUUCAUCUCGAGAUCUGCUGGUUUGACAUCACCAACCAUUGAGCCGAUUCCUGUGUCAGGCCCACGUGCAGACCUGGCAAAAUUGACUCCUAUGAUUGUAAAGGCUGUCGUGAGACUACUGAAGACAAGCCCCAUUCCAACGAAGCAAGCUCUCAUAAAUCUCUUGGAUAAGAUGGUUUCGGUUCAGGUUGGGGGUCUUUCAGAACACUUCAGUCAGCUUGUGGAUCCUAUCUUGGAUUGUUAUAAGCCAUCAUCUGGACCAUCAUCUACUACCGCCACUAGUGGUGGUGCUGCAUCAGCGACUGCAAAUACUUUGCGAAUUGCUGCUCUCAAAUUAUUAGGCGACAUUUCACAAACCCAUUCUUCAAGUGUGUUACAGCCUCACCUCCCCAAAAUUAUUCCAUGCGUAGCGUCAGCUGUACAUCAUAAAUUUUACAAGAUAUCUAGUGAGGCUAUUGGUACAGCUGAGCAGCUUGUAAAGGCUUUGACCCCGCCACGUUCGAAGUCGAUUAAACCAACCCAACAAGAGGAUGUUCUGAAAUUAUACCAGGUGAUAGUUGACCGUGUAUCUGCUACUGAUGCAGAUGUCGAAGUCCGUCAACGUGCUAUACAUGCCCUAGGUAUCAUGCUUGCUCGUACAGCAAGUCCGGAAGGUUCAUCGCUUCUCACAGAAACCAACCGAAGUGAUGCUCUCAGUAUACUCAGUGACAGACUAAAAAACGAAACUACUCGCCUUGCUGCUGUAAGAGCUAUCGAUACUAUUGCGGUUGGUUCACUUGAGGUUAGUUCAGCCGCUAAAGACCAACUGCAGCCUUCGUGGAUCCGAGAUGUAUCCCUAGAGCUUGCUGCACAACUCCGAAAGGCCAACAGAUCUCUGCGUGGUGCGAGUCUUGGCGCCCUGAAGAAUCUCAUCGUAUCUCCCGCCGCUAGAAGCUCCCUCGACGCUCCCACUAUUCAAGGCCUUAUCGAUGCGCUUCUUCCACUCUUGACCACAGUUGAUCUUCAUCUUCUAGGCCCAGCACUACUAGUACUGGCUACUCUGGUCACGGAUGAUGCAAAGCUUGUUGUUACUGAUCAGCUAAAUUCUGCUCUGUGCGGGUUAUUGACCUCAACUUUAGGUGGCGCUGUACUUGAUGCCGUCCUUCUUUUGGUCGCUAAUAUCGGCAAACAGGGAGUUGGCCAAUCUUUGAUGUCUGGUUUGUUGAGGGAUGUAAGUACUAGUGGAGACUCCACGGUUGUGGGAAAAGCCAUCGGUACACUUUUGGUAUUCGGAGGAUCUUCAGUUGGUGUCACACUCGACAACUUCUUAAGCGAACUACAAAACUCUUCUUCGGAUGAAGCGAAACAAUGCCUAGCCCUGGCUGUACUCGGAGAAGCUGGAUUACAAUUGGGUGAAAAGUCUCCUUUAAAGCCAUCGACCUUCACAGCUCGCUUUAGAUCUUCUUAUGACAAAGUUCCUCUUGCUGCAGCGACCGCAUUGGGACGUGCUGGAGCUGGAAACAUACCUUUGUAUCUUCCAGAAAUAUUGAAUAUGAUCAAGGAUGGAAACGAAUUCUUACUUCUACAUUCAAUCAAGGAGAUACUUCAGCAAGCCGGCAGCAACCCCACUGCCAUCACCAAGCAUACUACUAUUCUUUGGGAAAGAUUGCUUGCUGCUUCCCAAGCUGAGGACAAUAAAGCUGUUGGUGCAGAGUGUAUUGGUCGUCUGACAAUGAUUGACCCCAAGGCAUUCAUGCCACAACUAAAGGGCUACCUCACAAGCCCAUCUGCUUCGAUCCGGGCUAUGGUUAUCCAAGCGAUCCGUUAUACUCUAUCCGAUAGUGAUGACUCGCUCGACUCAGUAUUGAAAGUUAUGCUGAUUGAUAUGCUCAAGGUCAUGCUGACUGAUACCGAGUUGGAGAACCGUCGAUUGGCACUAACUACAUUGAACGCUGCUGCUCACAAUAAAGCAGAUCUCAUUAACCCAAACCUUAACCAGUUACUUCCUCUUGUUAUGAGUGAAUCGAUUGUCAAGGAAGAGUUGAUUCACGAGGUAAUGAUGGGACCAUUUAAACAUAAGGUUGAUGAUGGUCUAGAAGUCCGAAAGAGUGCAUACGAGACUUUAUAUGCUCUUAUGGAGACGGCAUUCUCACGUAUGAAUAUUCUUGACUUUUAUGAUCGUAUCAUCGCGGGUUUGAAGGAUGAGCACGAUAUUCGAUCUCUUUGCAACCUCAUGUUGAACAAGUUGGUUAUCCUCGAUCCUGAUGAGACAUCUCGACGCCUUGACGCAAUUGCAGAUUGCUUCCGCGUUACUCUAUCGGUUAAAUUAAAGGAGACAGCGGUCAAACAAGAAGUUGAGAAGCAAGAUGAGGCAGUCAAGAGCACCCUCCGCUCAACACUAAACCUUCAUGCUCGCAUCCCAUCAGCAAGCACAGGGAUGGGGGCGCAAGGCAGCCAACACCAGACGUGGAGAACCUAUUUUGAAUGGGUAGAGAAGGAUUUUGAAGGGCAGUUGAAGUCCUUGAGGGAAGAGAAGAAAGAUACCAUUGUUUAA